UAAUAAACAAUAAAUUGGUCUAAAUAGGACUAAAAUAAUAAGAAAGUUCCAAAGAGGGAGUUGAUGUUCAUUUAUUCCUAAAUAGGAGUUUUUAAUUAGAUGUACCGUUUUCUCUCCCAAUUAUACCCUUGUUUAAUUCUCUUCUGCCGGAUGUAUUCACGCUCCUCUCCACCAGUCUCUCCCCUCAAAUUUCCUCUUCAUCCUCUCAUCUCUUCUCUGCAAUUUCAAUUUCUUGUCUCAAAUCCCAGCAAUUCUUCAUCUCCAACGGCGGAUCUGGUGCUAAGUUGCUCUCCUUAUUCCCUUCAUUCUUCUCUUUCUUCUUCUCUUCUUCUUCUUCCCCUUAUUCUUCUCCCUUCUUCCCCUUCUCUAAUACUUUCUUUUCAUGAGCUGGGCAGCCUUGAUUUUUUUUGUAGCGAAACUGGUGGGUGAUUACAAACUUUUUUUGCUUCAGUUUUUUUCUCAUUCCAGAUCCGUUUCAGUCUUAUCCUUUUCUUGCUUUCUCACGGGAGGUGAAGUUGGAUUUCAAUCAAACUUUUUUGCUUCAUGGCCUUAAUUUUUAAAUUGAUUUCAAUCAAUAUUUUUGUAACAUCUCAAAUUAAUAUUCUAAUCUGAAUUUGAAAUUGACAUAAUCACUAUUUGAAGUAUUUUUAUGGUAUGAACAUGAAAAUAUUACUUCUUCGCAAAUACAAUAUUACUUCUUUGCGGGCAAACCUAAUGCUUGUUUUCCAUCUGCAAUAUAUUUUAGGCAUAUAGUGGCAUCUGAAAUAUAUUUUAGUAUAUAAUGCCAUUUUUAUAAAACGAGGAUGACAAAUACAAUACUAUUAAUGUCACUUUAUUUUCCCACAUAAUGCCAUUUAUAUGGCACUAACUCAUUAAGAUGACAACAUUAUCCUUGUAUAUGCACUAUUUAUAAUACAUUAAUGCAGUAUUGGCUUUACAUUUUUCUGGAAUUUUUCUAGUAUCAUUUGAAGAUUGCAAUAUUACUCCUAGAAUACAAGAACUUUAGUGUCAUAUUUUUUGUUGGUAUGGCAUUAAUGUAACAAAGAUGACAAUACUUCUCAUUUGAUAGCACAUUAAUGCCAUGUUUUUUAAUUAAAAAUGUCAUCUUAUUUCUAUCAGGAUGCCAAUAAUACCAUUAAGAUGGCAUUACAACUGUAAGAUGGCAAUUGACUGGUAGUCAUACCAGAUUCAAAAUCAGAUAUGAGAUCUACAGUGGUGGUGUAGGCGACGGUGCCAGAGGUCGCACUACUCACAACGGUGAGAGAUGGCCAUGGCAUUUUAAAAUAUAUGUUUCCAGGUUUGAGAUUCACAAUGGUGGAGCUAAAAGUGGUGGUGCUGGACAAGGUGGCGCCGUGGCGGUGACACAAGAUCUGACGGCGGUGGACAUGGCUGCGUCCGACCGGCGGCGGUGGACAUGAAGGCGUCCAGCCGGCUGCGAAGGUGAUUGGAGGAACUGAUAUGGCGCCUGCGGCGACUACGAUGGAGAUGGUGGCGGCGGCGUCCAGCAGCGGCGAUAGGUGACGGCUGUGGGUGGUGUCGGCGGCAACUUUAGUGGUGGUAGUCUGCGCAGGAGUACUAUGCAAUCAAUUGUUACAUCGCGUACAGAGCUUUGGAUUAUUCUAUUUUUCAUUUUUAACAAAUAAAAAUAAACAUUUCAUUAAGGAUAGUUUUGUCCACUCAUCUCUUUUUACUCCUAUGGAAUCAUACGUAACUUUGUAGUUCUAAUUUUGCACUUUUGUCAUAUUUUAGUCCUAGACAGGGAAUUUACUCUUUAAUAAACACGAAGUAUAUCCAUAAAACGUAAAGCACUACACAAUAGUAC
Messenger RNA from Cuscuta europaea, 1822 nucleotides. The record is from the annotation of a GenBank genome assembly. Lineage: Eukaryota; Viridiplantae; Streptophyta; Magnoliopsida; Solanales; Convolvulaceae.